Messenger RNA from Scatophagus argus, 3247 nucleotides. RefSeq names its product protein phosphatase 2, regulatory subunit B', delta (gene ppp2r5d). Gene Ontology annotation, cellular component: nucleus; cytosol; protein phosphatase type 2A complex. The coding region runs from base 186 to 2006 and encodes 606 amino acids. The record is from RefSeq and is a predicted model, not a curated record. Lineage: Eukaryota; Metazoa; Chordata; Actinopteri; Scatophagidae. The transcript has 17 exons. Gene Ontology annotation, biological process: signal transduction; protein dephosphorylation. Gene Ontology annotation, molecular function: protein phosphatase activator activity.
UCUCAGGUAGCCAAUCAGAAAAAAAUCCUCUACCGGUCGCUAGGCAGGUGUGCGCGUCAACAGCCAAUCAGAUUUCAUGAUCGGGAAACGGGCGCAGGGAGCCGAGACAGACCGGGUGACAGCGUCUAAGUCCCGGGAAGAACAUCACGGAGCUUCCGUGGAAAGAUCCCUGCAAUACGGUCAAGAUGCCGAACAAAGUGAAGAAGGAGAAGGAAACAACCAAAUCUGCCAAAAGCAGCAUGAAGAACAGUAACAGCAGCAGUGGGAAGGAAGCUGCAGCCGAGAAUUCGGACGAGUCCCAGCAGCAGCAAAGUGGCAGUAAGCGUCCCAGUAACAGCACGCCUCCACCCACUCAGCUCAAUAAGAUCAAAUACUCUGGGGGGCCUCAGCUGGUGAAGAAGGAGCGCCGUCAGAGCUCGUCACGCUUCAGCCUCACCAAGAACCGAGAGCUGCAGAAACUGCCUGCCCUCAAAGACGCCCCCCUGAUGGAGCGUGAGGAGCUGUUUGUUCAGAAGCUGCGUCAGUGCUGCGUCCUAUUCGACUUUGUCAGCGAUCCGCUCAGCGACCUCAAAUACAAAGAGGUGAAGAGAGCCGGACUCAACGAGAUGGUCGAGUACAUCACACACAACAGUGACGUGGUGACCGAGUCCAUCUACCCCGAGGCCGUGCUCAUGUUUUCAGUGAACUUGUUCCGGACUCUUCCUCCGUCCUCUAACCCAACCGGAGCUGAGUUUGAUCCCGAGGAGGAUGAACCCACGCUGGAGGCUGCCUGGCCUCACCUGCAGCUGGUCUAUGAGUUCUUCCUUCGCUUCUUGGAGUCUCCAGACUUCCAGCCAAACAUCGCCAAAAAAUACAUCGACCAAAAGUUUGUAAUGUCGCUGCUGGAGCUGUUUGACAGCGAGGAUCCCAGAGAGAGAGACUUCCUAAAGACCAUCCUUCACCGGAUCUACGGCAAGUUCCUGGGCCUCCGCGCCUACAUUCGCCGCCAGAUCAACAACAUCUUCUACAGAUUUAUCUACGAGACAGAACAUCACAACGGAAUCGCUGAGCUGCUGGAGAUACUGGGGAGUAUCAUCAAUGGCUUUGCUCUUCCCCUGAAAGAAGAACACAAGAUGUUUCUGAUCCGAGUUCUUCUGCCGCUUCAUAAAGUCAAGUCUCUGAGCGUCUACCACCCACAGCUGGCGUACUGUGUGGUUCAGUUCUUGGAGAAAGACAGCAGCCUGACAGAGCCGGUGAUCAUGGGUCUGCUGAAGUUCUGGCCAAAGACUCACAGCCCAAAGGAGGUGAUGUUCCUGAACGAGCUCGAGGAGAUCCUGGACGUCAUCGAACCAUCAGAGUUUGUGAAAGUCCAGGAGCCGCUCUUCAGACAGCUCGCCAAAUGUGUGUCCAGCCCGCAUUUCCAGGUGGCAGAGAGAGCGCUCUAUUACUGGAAUAACGAGUACAUCAUGAGUCUGAUCAGUGACAACGCCGCCAAGAUCCUACCCAUCAUGUUUCCCGCCCUCUACAAGAACUCUAAGAGCCACUGGAACAAGACGAUCCACGGUCUGAUCUACAACGCUCUGAAGCUCUUUAUGGAGAUGAACCAGAAGCUGUUCGAUGACUGCACGCAGCAGUACAAGGCGGAGAAACAAAAAGAGAAAUACAAGCUGAAGGAGAGAGAGGAGGUCUGGCACAAGAUAGAAGAGCUGGCCAGACAGAACCCACAGAGCAAUAAGCUCCACCCCCUCCGCCCUGGACUCCACGCACAGGAAGAGUACAUGUUGUACUCUGACAGUACUACUGUGGCCGUGUACUCGAUGGAAACAGAGACUCCAACGGCUGAAGACAUCCAGCUGCUAAAGAAGACCGUGGAGAGUGAGGCCUCGCAGGGCCUCAAGGAUCUGAAGAAGGACAAAGUCCUGAUGAGGAGAAAGUCGGAGCUGCCACAGGACGUGUACACCAUCAAAGCUUUGGAGGCUCACAAGAGAGCCGAGGAGUACCUGACAGCCAAUCAGGAGGCUCUCUGACCAGGGGAGGAGCACCCUUCUGAGCCUGACUCCGCCCCCCACUUGUCUGUCUCUCUGGGGAGGAGGUUUCAACCUGUCGUGGAGAAACUGGUCUGGGGUCAGACCAGGACAGAGCUGACGCUGUGUUCAACAACAAAACAGAAAACAAACGUCUGACCCCUGGUGGUCAAUAACAAGUAGGACACUGUGCUGUUUCAAAGUAUGUCAGCAGUCAUGUGAUGAUGACAUCAUCAGCCUCAUGUUGCACUAACACCUCCAGAACCCCUCAUCUUCAAACACCUGCUGCUGUUUGUCCCUGAACACAUCGCCGACAGGCCUUUUGCAUUACGGGAACUUAACGACCUGUAAGUGAAUGUGUUUGUGUUGUCACUGUUCCCGCCUCGCUAUGGUGACCACUGGAGAUAUUUAAAUCUUCUGUUUGAGCUUCUGUCCAAACUAAAACUCAGAAUUAAAAUUAGAUUUAUUGGGGAAAGCUUAAACAAGUGAGCGGUGCAGCUGUUCAGUGAGGGUCAACUGCGUCACGGUCAAGUUCAGUUGGAACAUUUAGUCGUCGCUGACUUCCGCUGCGAGCCAUCAUUUCAGAUGUUCACGUGUGAACAUACAGCGGACGACGUGUUCGUUAAACGGCUCGGUUGUCAGAAACAGAAAAAUGUCUGUUGAAACGAGCUGCAUUGAAACACGGUGAUGAAGCUCCGAGUCACAGACUGGAACUCGAGGAGACUCGGUGCACACGUAGUCCGACGGUGGACCUGAAGCCGAGUCGUCAUACGCAAACAAAGCAAGUCAAUAUUAGCUCAACGUUUGUCGCCUUUUAAUUGACGGAUGUCUGAAAUGUGCAGAACUGGCAACCUUUGAGUUCUUCAGGUUCAGGUCGUUAACUUCCUGUAGUGGAAAAGAGCUCAACAGGUCACGUCAGUCCUGUGACACCUGAACGCAGCACAGAUGACUUUAUUGAUCUGUUCAGUCCUCCAGAACCCCACCCCCUCCACCUGACUGGACCAGUCACCUUUCAGCAAGGAUCUGCGGUGAAUUUGAGAAACAGCUUCAGAUGGAGUGAUGAUGAUGUUGACGAUGGUGAGGAGGAGGUAGAGACGCAUGAAUGUAGACGUCCAAUCAGCAUCCAGUAGAACCAUAAGAAAAGCUUGAUUUCCAACAGUUUAUUUCCUACUUGGUAUGUUUUAUUUGUUUGUUUGUCCAUCAUGCAGUUUAAACCAGUGAGAGAAGUCGUUUGCACGAGGAAA